Molecule: messenger RNA, 874 nt
Organism: Linum trigynum
Lineage: Eukaryota; Viridiplantae; Streptophyta; Magnoliopsida; Malpighiales; Linaceae
Source: the annotation of a GenBank genome assembly
GCAUAUACCAUCCUAAUAAGAACGAAAUAAUUUAACAAUAUUGAGACGGUCCAGGUUUCCUUAAAAUUGCUCGUCCAGAAGGAGGAAGUAAAGACUUCAAGUACUUAACUAGAUCCAAGUUCGAGUUCGUCAUGGAGGCAUUCCAGAAGAAGUUAAGCGAUAUUGAAGGGAAGAUAACCGGAUUCGAUGAAAAGCUAGCAGGGUUUGAUGAAAUGAAGGAUCAGCUGAACAUGAUAGUAAAGAUCUUAUCAGCUAAAGGAAAAGAGGCAGUAUCUAACGAUGAAGAAAUACAUUCUGAUGAGGAAGACCGCGAUGGGCACCUGAAGGGUGAAACUUCUAGUGCCAAGAUCCCCGUCAUGCCCUCAAAAGACGUAAAUGAUAAGAAGAACGUGGGAUCUCCAAUACAUGAUCGAGAGGAAGACAAAUUGGAAGAAGCCAUGGACGACGUCCUAUUAAAAGAAAAAUGGGAAUACCUAGAUGAAAGGGUGAGAACCAUUGAGGGGAUAGAAUCCUAUGGUUCUACAGAUGCCACACAAUUGUGCCUAGUGCCAGAAGUAAUAAUUCCCAAUAAAUUUAAAAUUCCAUAGUUUGAAAAGUAUGACGGUACCACGUGCCCCAGAAACCAUCUGAUCAUGUAUUGCAACAAAAUGGCUAACCAUAUUAGAGAUGACAAGCUCAUGAUACAUUGCUUCCAGAAUAGCCUAAGUGGUUCGGCGCUAAGAUGGUAUAUGCAACUCGAAAGAUCGAAGGUGAAAAGGUGGCAAGAUUUAGCUGAUGUGUUCAUUAGACACUACAAGCACAACCAAGAUCUAGCUCCUGACCGAGAAGAUUUGCGUAACAUGGAAAAGCAAGAAAAUGAAUCUUUUCGUGAAUA